This is a messenger RNA of Durusdinium trenchii, 3861 nucleotides long. Lineage: Eukaryota; Dinophyceae; Suessiales; Symbiodiniaceae. The record is from the annotation of a GenBank genome assembly.
AUGUCACCUUUGCAAGGGGGUCUGAUGGCGCGCUAUUUCGUGGCCAACCGCGCGGCGGGCUUUUCAGAGGUGGUGAAUCUCAACCUGACUUCGGAUCUGGGCACCGACACGGUGCGUUUUUCGGCCCUUGUGCUGCAGCCACCGGCCUUGAGUUCCUUAGAGGUGGAGCUGCUGGACCUUCUGGACGAUGUCAACGUCACACCCACCCUGGUGCCUCCGUUUGCUCUGGACUAUGGCUUCAGUGAGGUGGAUGGGCUGAACUUGGCACGUCCAGGCAACACACCACUGCCGAGUUACCGCCUCGAUUUACCCUAUGCUGUGCCCUCCAUCGCGCUGAGCGCCACACUCUACAGCACCGCCGAGCGUGCGGAGUAUCCGCCCGCCGUGCAGCUGGAAAUGGAGCCGGCCGUCAACCGGAUUUUUCUUCGCGUGUUCUCCGCCUUCAGCGCUGACGUGAGCGUCGUCUACACCCUCGAGGUGGUUCGAGCGUCCACAACGAGCACCACAACUACAAGCAUUACCACGACGUUUGUCGCCAGAAGCAUUGUCAGUGGCGAGCUCAGUAUCAUCGUCUCCGACUGCAUGGCCUUGUCCACGGAUGAGGUGGCUCGGCGCGACCUGGAGCGCGGCCUGGGCGCCUCUUUGGCACUGCCAGCACGCCAGGUGGAGAUCACCGACGUGAGGUGCACGGGAACGGUCCGGAUGGAAGGGUCGCAACGGCGCGUGCAGUCGCAAGCUGAGCUGGUCUAUGAGAUCUCGCUUGGAGGCGAUGCAAAUGUGUCGGAGGUGGUGACGAGGAUUGAGCAGCAAACGACGGCAUCCUUGACCCAGGAACUUCAGUCUGCCUUGGACGCCGGCAGCUCCAACCUGCAACUCGCCGUCACCUCUAUCGGUCCAGUGGAUCAACGGGAGGGCGUCACCAGCACUGUCACCAGGACGAUGACUGGCACAAGCACCAGUCGCAGUUCCAGCUCCACCACAGCUAGCUUCACCUCUACCAGCUUCACUGCCACAAGCAGCAUGACCCUCACUGUGACUCAAACCACCUCCACCAGCACCAGCCGCUCGACGUCGUCGUCGACGCAAAGCACCAGCAGCUUCAGCACUUCCACAAGCUCGCUGACCACGACCGGGGGCAGCACCAGUAGCAGUAGCAGCAGCAGCAGCUCCCGAAGUUUCACGAGUCACACCACGUCCUCGACCACGAGCUCCACGGCCACCUUCAGCAGUUCCACGUCCUCCACGGUGAGCACCACAGGCAGCCUGAGUUCCUCGACACGCACCUCCUCCACCCGAACGACGCAAACUUCGACUUCCGGUACCGAGACCUCCCAAACAUCGUCGACCAAGACGAGCAGCAGCUUGAGCAGCAUUAGCCUGAGCAGCACCACCAGCAGCAUCAGCACGAGCACGAUCAGCAGCAGUAGCACCAGCACAAUCAGCAUCACGACAACCUCCAGGACCACCAGCAGCGAAACGUCCUCCUCGACCAGCACCCGGAGCACGACCAGCACCAGCAGCACAGCUACCACAAGCUCUUCCAGCAUCACCCACAGCAGCAGCACCGCGACGACGACCUCCACGGGGCCGGACUACAUCAUCUCUGGAUCCAUUUCAAUCGAAUUGAGCAAUUGGACCGACGAGGCGGUGGAGGAAGGCUUGCGGAACGGCAUUGCCGAGGUGGCUGGAGUGGAUCCCUCCUGGGUGCGUGUCACACUGCCAGAACCGGGGGAAGAGCGACGUUUGUCAUCGAGUCCCAUGACGGUGGACUACACCAUCGACCUCCCACCCUCGCUAGACAUGGCCGCCGUGGCAAAGGUGCGCACGCAGAUCCGAGAGGAGCCGCUCAGCUCGUUUGGGGAGACCUUGAGUGACGCGCUGGAUCUGGCUGGAGCCGAGGUGGUUUUAGUGCUCCGCGCGGUGGAGACGCCGUGGAUUGAAGUGGAGACGACCCCGCCGCCCAGCACGACCAGCACCACCCUGUUUUGCCCGGGGGAGCCUGUUUGUGGUGGGCUUCAUGGGGUGUGUGAAGCCACGGAGGAGCCCUCGAAGCCCUGGCAGUGCAGUUGCAGUGAGACCUAUGCGGGGCCCAGCUGUGCAGAGCGUGUUUGCCCCAGCUGCGAGAACAAUGGGACCUGCUCCAAUGAAUCACAGGACGCCAGCGGUGGAAAUUGGGCCUGUGACUGCCCAGCAGGCUUCCAAGGCGAUCGAUGUGAGCUCUUGCGGUGUCCCAACGACUGCAGUGAGUCCGGCGACUGCGACACGGACACGGGCGUGUGCAGCUGCUUCAGCGGCUACAGCGCGGUGGACUGUUCCUUGACACCCGACUGGAAGGUGCCGCUGCUGAACUGCAUCGACAUCAUCCUCACCUGGGGCUUAAAGGGCCAUGAGCUGGACAACGCCUCGGCGCCUGAGUUUGAUCCGCGCUUCGAGCUGCUGGCAGCACCGGAGACGCAGGCCUGGCUCCUGGAGACCUGUCAACUGGCACGCGCGGACCUGGAGCUCCUGGUGCGCGACGAGCUUCCCUGCUGGAUCGAAGGCUUCGAGACCUUUGUCAACGCGGUGGGUGGCAUGUUCCCAGUCGAGGACCCCGACUUAGCAUCACAAGCCCUGCAGGCCUUUAUGCACCAGGAUCUGGCGAAGAAGUUCUAUGGGGAUGUGGUCACGGAUGGUGUGGACUAUGGCGGACGGCUCUACUUCACCAUGGUGAGGCUGAAGAUCAAUGUGGCUCAGAAUGCCAACACCACCUACCGGAGCGCCAUGCGCGAGCGGUGGAACGACUGGGUGCGGCGGCGGAACGAGGGAGCACCUUUCAGGGCCGGAGCGAUGCUCAUGGUCUCGGCGACGUGGACCCAGAUGCAGCUCGAAAGUGAGGUGGUGCAGAGCACCUUGUUAGCCUUCUCAGCGUCAAUCUCGGUGUCCUUGCUGGCAGUGGCCGUCUUCAGCCAGAAUGUGGUGAUUGCGAUCUACGUUUGCAUGAACAUCCUCUUGGUGAUUGGGGUUUUGUCGGGAUUCCUGCUGAACGUCAUGGGCUAUGAGUUCGGCGUGGUGGAGGCCAUUGGUGCCACGAUCUUUGUGGGAUUGAGUGUGGAUUAUUGCUUACACUUGGCGCAUGCCUACAACCAGGCGCCUGGUGUGAACUCAAAGCAGAAGAUGCGGCAUGCACUGGUGGUCAUAGGACCUUCCAUCCUGGGCGGCGCGCUCACCACGAUCAUGGGCUCCGCCUUUCUGCUGCCCUGUCGCAUUUUGCUCUUCCAAAAGCUCGGCUGGACCUUGUUUGCCAACUCAGCGGUCUCCAUGCUCUUCACCUUCUCCUUCCUCAGUCCCAUGCUGCUGAUCUGCGGCCCUGUUGGACGAACGGGAGACCUUUGCUGCUGCCUCAGGCGAGGCGGAUCGCUGAGCGAUCGCUGGGCGGAGGAGCGGCAUGGGACCAUCAACCUGGAUCAGAUGACGGAGGAAAGCAGUGCUGCAGCGGCCUUCCGAGCGCAGGCAGAGCGACGUGCUGGAACGCUCCACUUGGAUUCACUGGAAAGCAAUGUGAAUGCGGCAGCAGAUGCCUUUUCUGCUCAGGCGCGCCUCAAGGCAGGAACCAUCCACUUAGACGCCCUCGAGAGCCGCGUGAGCGCUGCGGCCGCUGCCUUCAAGGAGCACGGCGGGGGUCCUCGCACGGACGACCGCGGCUCUCCAAGUGCCUGUGUGAUCGGCGAGGUGGCGCUUGAGCUCAAGAGUGUGAGCAGUGAGGCCGGAAGCCCCAAGGCUGCAGUCCCUUCAGAGCCAUCCAGCGUGAGUCUCUUUGUGCCGGAGGAGCCCAGCAGUGUGAAUCUAGAUCCCGUGGUCCUGGGCAAGUCCAUCCGAGUCUAG